AUAUAUAUAUAUAUGUUUUCAAAAACGACCACCCGUGUUUAUAUUGUGUUUUUAGUUUUGAUUUGGAAACGUUUUUAGGGAGUAUUGGAAGUCUAUUUUCCGAAGAUGACAGAAGCUACUCAAGUCUCGAAUCACAGUUGUACGAAUGGUUCCCUUGUUACUUUGUCUUGCCUGUCACGGCAAGUUGUGUGCAGAGUUGUGAAUGAGAUUGAUCUAACCAUCUCUCUCAGCAACUUGUCGUUGAACAUGUCUGCUUCAGAGCAGAAGUGGCGGAAUUACGAGUUCUACAUUGGCUUGACCAUGGCCAUCUUCUCCUCUUUUCUAAUCGGAGGCAGCGUCAUCCUGAAGAAGAGAGCUCUGCUCAGACUGGCUCAGACAGGAGGCACCCGAGCAGGUGAGGGAGGUCAUGGAUACUUGAAGGACUGGAUGUGGUGGGCAGGUUUACUGACAAUGGGUGGUGGUGAAGUUUCAAAUUUUGCAGCUUAUAUCUUUGCACCUGCAACAGUAGUGACUCCGCUAGGGGCUCUAAGUGUACUUAUAGGUGCAAUACUGUCUUCCUACUUCCUAAAUGAGAAGCUUAACAUGCUGGGGAAAAUGGGGUGCGUGCUGAGCAUUCUGGGAAGCACAGUUAUGGUGAUUCACGCUCCAGAAGAGGAGGAAGUGAAAACUUUGGAUGAAAUGGCUCAAAAAAUUCUGCAUCCAGGAUUCCUCGUAUUUGCCAGCCUCCUGUUAGCCGCAAGUUUGGUGCUGAUAUUUUAUUUUUCCCCGCGCUAUGGACAUACCAACGUCUUGAUCUACAUCGCUAUCUGCUCCUUGAUUGGAGCGUUCUCUGUGUCAUCUGUCAAAGGACUGGGCAUCGCCAUAAAGGGCCUGUUUGACAGCAAGCCUGUGUGGAAACACCCUCUUUCCUACAUCCUCAUCGUCACGCUGGUGGCGUCCAUCGUCACUCAGGUCAACUACCUCAACAAGGCCUUGGAUGUCUUUAACACUUCAGUGGUCUAUCCUAUCUACUAUGUCUUUUUUACCACAGUGGUCCUUUCAACCUCUGUAAUUCUCUUCAAAGAGUGGUAUUCCAUGUUCCCCAUUGACAUCGUGGGAACGCUAUGCGGUUUCCUGACUAUUAUCACAGGGGUGUUCAUGUUGCAUGCGUUUAAAGACAUGAAGCUCAAUAUAGAUACCCUUCCACAGGUCAUUCAGCCAAAACAAGAGGAGCAUCCUGUGACUGAAAUCAUCAGAUUUGACGACAAGCAGAUUCUUAUCAACAGUAUGGAGAACUCUGUGUUUUCUGAACAGAAGCCGAAACUGUUUGUGAUCUGCAGUUAAGUGAUUGAAUGUGUGUAUAUACUGUAUAUAUUUUAAUAUAGUGAUGUAUUUAUUAAAGGUUGUUUUUUUUUUUUUUUUUUUUUUGCCGGAUAGAGCGUUAGAUGAAGUGGCUUGUACUAUUGCAGUAUUGAAUUAAAAUGAAAAGUAAAUAUCAUGAAAUGGAAGAUCCGGUUAGGAUCUACCCUGCUUUUUUUGUUUUUUGUUUUUUAAAGUUCGGGCACUGUUUUGAUAGAGUUCUACAUACUGGGGGUUAGGCCAUCAAGCAUCUUGAUGUGCGAGAGGAAAAAUACUGCACAUCUCUGUAAAACCAGUAUAGUAGACAACUUCAGUAUUGCCAGGCCUGUAUUGUUUUAAUCUUUCUAGGACUAUUGUGUCCCUUGUUCUGUACAAUAUUCCCACACAGAUAAUUUUCAUGUUUGAUAAAAAAAGGCUUGUUUCCUGUUUUUUGACUGGGAGUAGCCCUUGUUUGCUCAUUCCAGUCACCCAGGACACUGAAAUCAGUUCUGAAUAAUGACUUUGUUUUCUGUCGAAUGAUGCGAGAGGAUGGUCUUGGUGCCCAGUUAGUAGGGCAGUGGGCUCUGUAUCAUGUUUCUUGCCUUGUGAUGUAUAACAGUAAAACGAGAAUAAAAAUCUAUUUUGUUUGUGAACAAAAAUGAUGCCUACCCCUUCUUUUGAGCCUUACCAAUGGCAGUGGACAACUCGCAUGCAAAACACAUCCUAACAUCUCAUGAAACCUAAUCUAAAGAUAUGGUUAAGAGCACCUAUAGAAACCUUAGUACUCUACUUCUGUAAGCGAAUCUGGUACUUUGCAAGGGAUGUGAAUUUGAGAAUUCUUUCUUUUUGAUCGAAUUGAUUUCUCUUGAAGUUUUUUUUUUUUUAAGAUCAUUGUAAAAAGAUUCUGUUCAGCCCUUUUGGUGUUCAAACUAGUGUUGCAAUGAGCUGAGCUCAAACUAGUGUGGCUUGAAUUUGAAGGGGAACAAUGAUGAAAUCUGUCCCACAACUGAGAAUAAUUUUACAGCAAGGUGUAAUUCCUUUGUUUCCAAUGUUAAUCCACAGUUUAGCCUUCUGCGCACUGUACUGUCUGGUUACAGUCUAGUUUAUUUUUUACUGUAGUCCUGCUACGUUGUGCAGCAGGGGGCUCUAGUGAGUGAUACUCCAGACAAUGAAAAAGUACAAUGAUUUUUUGUUUGCUUGUGAAUUGUAAUAUUUAAAUUUUCUUGACUAUAUAUACGCAAUCUAAGUUGCUGUAUAAUUUAUUUUUUAAGGUAUUUUGACAAGAGCUUUUUUCUAGCUUGUUUUUACAUUCCUGAAUGCUAUGAAUCGUCUGUCUAAUAAAGAUUAUUUUUGAUCAA
Acipenser ruthenus (sterlet) is the source of this 2675-nucleotide messenger RNA. RefSeq names its product magnesium transporter NIPA4-like. Gene Ontology annotation, cellular component: membrane. The transcript is spliced from 6 exons. Gene Ontology annotation, molecular function: magnesium ion transmembrane transporter activity. Gene Ontology annotation, biological process: magnesium ion transport. The record is from RefSeq and is a predicted model, not a curated record. NCBI's taxonomy places the organism in Eukaryota, Metazoa, Chordata, Actinopteri, Acipenseriformes, Acipenseridae. The coding region runs from base 106 to 1323 and encodes 405 amino acids.